Funneliformis geosporum is the source of this 609-nucleotide messenger RNA. The record is from the annotation of a GenBank genome assembly. NCBI's taxonomy places the organism in Eukaryota, Fungi, Glomeromycota, Glomeromycetes, Glomerales, Glomeraceae.
AUGGACCCUAGACCUUUACCGCCUGGAUUUAUUUCUGAAUUUGAUCCCAACACGCAACGUUAUUAUUAUAUUGAUAAGAGUACAGGAAACUCUCAAUGGAAUCACCCACUUGACAUGAAACCACCUUUACAACCAAUGAUAGAACAAACUUCAAGUCAAUAUCCUCAACAAUUCCCAUCACCUAUUAAUCAACAAGGUCAUUAUCCGCUUGGGUUUACAGAUACAAGUCUUCUUCCUUCAUCUGACCAACGAUCAACAUCGUCAUUCCCACAACCCCCAUAUCCGCAACCUACAUCAUCCAAUUAUCCACCACCUUAUCCACAACCCGGGCCUGAACUUUACCCUCAAUCACGUCAGUCAAAUUAUCCUCCUUACGGUGAAGCUCAAACUUAUGUAGGUGGUCCGUCUCGUUCACAUGAUAAUCAUGGACCGGAGGAUAAAGGAAUAGGUAAAGUAUUAUUAGGUGCAGGAGGAGGUAAAGUAUUAUUAGGUGCGGGAGGAGGUUUGCUAGCCGGAAAAUAUGCCAAAAAGAAAUUCAAAAAGAAAUUUAAAGGAUGGAAGGGGGGUAAAGGUUGGAAGGGUAAGGGUGGUUGGAAAGGUUGGAAAUAG